Molecule: messenger RNA, 849 nt
Organism: Lytechinus pictus (painted urchin)
Lineage: Eukaryota; Metazoa; Echinodermata; Echinoidea; Temnopleuroida; Toxopneustidae
Exons: 1
Coding region: 1-849 (282 amino acids)
Source: RefSeq, a predicted model, not a curated record
AUGGCAAGCCAACAUAUAGGUAGUGUGCCCAAACUGAGUGAUGGGUACAAUUUUGACGAAUGGCUUGAACUCCUAGAAGCAUGGUUUGAUGCUAACAAUAUACAGGAUGAUGGGAAAAGAAGGGCGAUAUUUCUGACCAAUCUUGGUAGCAAGAGCUAUCACAUUCUCAGAGCUCUCUUGCAGCCGAGUAAACCAAUAGAUCAAACAUACACAGUAUGCAAAACUACGCUUACGUCACACUUCGUACCAAAGCCUACCGAAAUUGUUCAGCGCUAUAGGUUUUACACUUGUGUGCAAAAGCAAGAUGAGUCCAUACCGCAAUUUGUAGCAAAUUUGCGCCAAUUAAGCGAAGGCUGUAAUUUCAAAGAAUUAGAUAACAUGAUUAGGGACCGCUUAGUAGUGGGUUGCCGGGAUAUCGCAAUUCAACGCAAGCUGUUAAGUGAGUCAUCCCUAACCUUACAACAUGCACUUCAGACCGCCACAGCUAUGGAGGUAGCAGACAGAGAUGUUGAAAAGCUCAAGGUAUUGAGUAAAGGGACCGAGUCACCUACAGUUCAGAAGAUGGAGGGCAGAAGCCAGCGUAAACCAUUUAUGUCCUCAUCGCGUAAAAAUACACAUCAAAGACAGAAGCAGGAAGUGCAGGAAAAGCCAAGCCAAAAGAAACAGGAAAAACCUGCCUCAAGAUGUUGGAGAUGUGGUUCAGGUGAUCAUGUUCAGGUGAUCAUGUCCAGUCAGCAUGUAGAUUUAAGGAUGAGAAAUGCUAUCAGUGUUCUCAAGUGGGUCACACCCGCAGCCAGUGUGAGAAGAUCAAGCAAUACAGAUCUAGAAAGAAAUAUGCAAACCACUUGA